AUGCGAGUUGAAGACAUGAUCCCCAUCAAUGAUUCUAUGCCUGAAGAACAGCUUAUGGCAAUCAUGAUCUUGAAGGAGAGUUUUGAUGAGAAAGCAGGCUGGAAGAAGUUAAGGCUCUGCGUGAUGAGAAUUUGCCAUGACAGCAUUUACAGGAGAUGCAUAGCUGAAGAGGAUGUACAAGGAGUUCUAGAGCAUUGCCAUGGGUCAGCUUAUGGAGGUCACUUUGCUACAUUCAAAACAGCAACUAAGGUUUUGCAAUCUGGUUUAUGGUGGCCUACUUGUUUAAGGAUGCAGCAAGCUUACAUCGCCAAGUGUGAUCCAUGCCAAAGGAAAGGAGGGAUCACCAAGAGGGACGAGAUGCCACUAAACCCAAUUCUAGAAGUUGAGAUCUUUGAUGUAUGGGGAAUAGACUUCAUGGGACCUUUCAAACCUCCUCAAACGGGCACAACUACAUUUUGGUUGCUGUGA
Messenger RNA from Microthlaspi erraticum, 468 nucleotides. The record is from the annotation of a GenBank genome assembly. NCBI's taxonomy places the organism in Eukaryota, Viridiplantae, Streptophyta, Magnoliopsida, Brassicales, Brassicaceae.